Molecule: messenger RNA, 1219 nt
Organism: Chara braunii
Lineage: Eukaryota; Viridiplantae; Streptophyta; Charophyceae; Charales; Characeae
Source: the annotation of a GenBank genome assembly
CGGUUGACGUCAUCCUGCGAUGAAUGAACAUUGACUCGCAGAAGUGUAUGUGGCACAAAGUCAAGACUUUGGUGAAACGCUUGCGAGAGGCAGUGCGUGCCACGAAGACUGUCAAGCCAUCUGUGGUGGGCGCUUGCGAGCACGUUCGCGAGGUGAGGUGUUUCACAAAGAAGGAGCUCGAAGCGUGGCUCGAGACGAAGGGUGUGCGCGUGCCUGGGGCUGCCACGAAAAAGAAGGACGAGCUUAUGAAGAUAGUGUGGGGUGUGUUGUUUCCCAACGAAGCAGGGAAGCCGUUGGAAGAUAACAUUGUCGAGAUCGACGCGUUGGAGGGCUUGCAUUGGAAUGCGGCGGAGGAGGCGAAGGAAUGGUUGUACGGUGCUUGCCAGAUGCGCGAACGGGUGCGGGAUGACAACGAAGAUAUGUUGGCCUCACAUGUGCAACACCUGACCGAUCAUUGGGCUGGGGAUCACUCGAUGUGCGGCAAGGAGUUGUCGAACCUGUGCAAGCCGGCUGGCGGUUCAGAGAGAGAGUCAUUGUAUGAGGCUGGGGGUCGGGUUCAUGCUGCCGUUUCUCGAUGUUUACAGCAGUUCGCUUCCAACACGAAGAUGGCAUACUACACACGUGCGAGAAUGACGUUCAACAACGAAUGCUUCCACUCUGUGAUCAACAAGUACUGCACGAAACGAUUGAACUUCCCAAAGUUGUAUGAGGCGCGGGUUUGUUGCACGACACUGGAAUGGAACAAGAACAAACGAAUCAGGCCAUCGCACACUACAUUCCACAAACCCACGAACGUCACCCAUCGGCGACGCUCCGUAAGACGUCACGUUUACCCCGGUCGCGACACAUCGUGGCGAUUCGACAUUGCAAUUGAAGUUAUUGGGAGUCCUCGGGUCGGUGACUGGGCCCGUAACAUGUUGCAUCAAUCAGACGUCGACGACCCGAUUGUUGAGCAUGUUGUUGUUGAUGCUGAUUUCGGACUGCUGGUUGCUGGUGAGUGCGUACCCCGGGGUGACGAAGGUCAAGGUGCGGACAUUUUGUUCGAGUCUACGAGCGACGAUGACUCGGAUGAUGAGAAGUCGCCAUCGGAUUCCGGAUGCGAGGGUGCUGCUCAGCGCCUCGACUUUGACGGCGUCGUGCUAUCGCACGAGGUGUCUGUUGUGCGGGAGUGAUAGCGACCGAUAGUCUGUUGUGCGGGAGUGAGAGCGGCAUUUGGUCG